This is a messenger RNA of Gigantopelta aegis, 5774 nucleotides long. Its product is annotated as transcription factor Sp9-like. The record is from RefSeq and is a predicted model, not a curated record. The transcript is spliced from 2 exons. The coding region runs from base 486 to 1865 and encodes 459 amino acids. Lineage: Eukaryota; Metazoa; Mollusca; Gastropoda; Neomphalida; Peltospiridae. Gene Ontology annotation, biological process: regulation of transcription by RNA polymerase II. Gene Ontology annotation, molecular function: RNA polymerase II cis-regulatory region sequence-specific DNA binding; DNA-binding transcription factor activity, RNA polymerase II-specific.
UGUGCGAGUCACAUAUUUUCUGAGUUCUGAGCGAGCAGGUAUUGCUAUUGUGUCUUCGUCUUUAAACGAAAAAAAAAAGAAGAAAAAAAAGAUUUCCGCAUCGUUGCUGAUUUCAAGGCUUCUGUCGUCGGGUCGCCCCCGUUUUCGUACCCAAUUACUAAGCAAGUUUCGGGCAAUCGGCGGACAUCAAAAAUCGGAUUGUCAUUCGCCGUGUGCAUAGCAAAACAUAGCUUCUUGUCUCGUGUCGUCUGCUUUCUCACGAUGUGUUGAACAUUAACACUUGCUUUCGGAGUACUCUAAGAGUUGGGAUUGAUUUGUGAAUUUUUUUUUCUUUUCUGGAUUGAAUUUCUUCUCAGUAAGAACAGUUGUUGCACGAAUUUGUUCGUUUAUUUAUUAUUUUUCCUGUUGUUUGUUUGAGUAUUUUUUUAUUAUUAUUUUUUUUGGUUACAAAAAAUGCUGUAUUGUUUGUACGUCUAGCUGUUUCUAUGUAUGGGACUUAUAUUGAAAAGGAAAUAUUCCAUUUUGACCAACAAGCAACCCUGGCAUCGAUGCUACAAUACCCGACACAUGAUCCGCAAGCUUUUGGCGGAACACCUCUGGCGAUGUUAGCGGCCCAGUGUAGCAAAAUCACCAACAAAAGUCCACCACCUCUAGCAGAAGCGACCGUCGGGAAAGGUUUCCUCCCUUGGAAGAAAUCGCCUCCAGGGGGCUCGUCCAGCCCGAUCCACCUGACGUCACAGAGGAUGUCUUCUCUGAACCCUUCGUUGUCAAUGACGACGAGCGGACUGACCUACCAGCGCAGUUCGGCCAACUCCACGUGCGCGACGACCUACGCCAAUGACAUUUUCUACCCGACCACGUCUGCCAGUUCGCACGUGCAGUCGGACUUCUCCCAGCAGGCGGCGCUGCUGCAGAAGAUGCACAACGACGGCGGGUUCGGAAACGCGAGUUUCGGCGGGAUGUAUUCGCGGGUUCCCUCGAUGGCUAGUCACCCUUACGAAUCGUGGCCCUUCCCGGGAAUGGCGUCCUCCCACGCCGUGAACGCACACGGACUGAAAUCGGAAGUGACCGGAAAUGGCGCACCGGCGUGGUGGGACGUACACGGGACGCCUUCCGUGCACUCCACACCCGGAAGCUGGCUUUCGGACAUACCCAGCGCCGCCGCCUCGGGGAUACAUUCUCAGAUUACCGGACCUUACCAGGCAUCCGACUACGGAAUAGGUUCUUCGCUGACGUCGGCGUCCGGGUCUCUGCUGUCGUCUGGGCAGCAUCUACUGCAGGACACUUACAAAUCCAUGCUGCCCAGCCAGACCGACCUGGGCUCGUCUGGUGUGACGCCUUUCCUCACGAGACCCAGUCUAUCGAACAUCCCGAGCCCCAGGUCCCAGCGACGGUACACGGGGAGGGCGACGUGCGACUGCCCCAACUGCCAGGAAGCCGACAGACUGGGUCCCGCCGGGGAGCACCUGAGGAAGCGCAACAUCCAUAGCUGUCACAUCCCAGGAUGCGGGAAGGUCUACAACAAGACGUCCCAUCUGAAGGCCCAUCUCCGCUGGCACACGGGCGAGAGACCGUUUGUGUGUAACUGGCUGUUCUGCGGAAAGAGAUUCACGCGCUCCGACGAACUACAGCGCCAUCUGCGAACGCACACGGGAGAAAAGAGGUUCGCGUGUCCCGUCUGCAACAAACGCUUCAUGCGCAGCGAUCACCUCAGCAAACACGUGAAGACGCACACCAGCGGGAAGAAGGAAGACGGGAGUGAGAGCGACACCGAGAACAGCGAGGAAUCCGCUAACGUUAAUUCCACUCGAGCCCAAUCGAACACGUCCCCCUCUUCAAUCAAAGAAGAGCGCAUUGUGAGAUAAUGAGGGUGAUAAAUGUGAUUUUAACUGAGAAAUGUUUUCAUAUUUAAGAAAGAGAAAGAAAGAACACGAUAAUGUGAUUGUAACUGGGUAAUUUUUCGAUAUUUUUGUUUAUAAAAAAAAAAAAUGAGGUGUGAAGGGAGUGAUGUUAAUAACCAGCCUGAAAGCCAUCAAUUAAAUACACUCUCUCUGCAGUCACAGACGACCACAUUACAAGAUAGUGUGGUAAAUGUGAUGUUAGUUAGGUGGAAUAAAAACAAAAAUAAACGUGCGGUGGGAGUGAAAUUGAUUCUCCGAACAGCCACUAAUUAACUAAUAUGAAUUCCACCGAAACACAGUCAAACAUCCCUCUAGAUUCAAUCACAGAAGAAAGAUGACCAUCACUUGGGUAUGUUAUUUUCGUCGGAAGGGAAGUAAUGCCUAGAAUAAGACUGGGUCAGAAUUGAGAAAAAAAAGAAGAAAAGAAACAAAACACAAUUCAACAUCAACAAUUGUAAUUAUGUUAUUAAUUAAGCUCGUGGGAAUGUAAACCUCAAUAUAUUUAUAUUUAUUGUGUGAUCUUCAUUGCCAUAAUUUAUGUUGGACGUGACGUCGUAAUUUAUGUUGGACGUGACGUCAUAAUUUAUGUUCGACGUGACGUAACUGAAAUAAUUAGCAUAUGAUAUACACUGAUGCUAAUGUGUUCAAAUAUUUAAAUAUUUAAAAUUAUAUGAUUGGCCUUAAUGUUCUGAAAACAUCAAAACAGGUAAUGAAUUUUUAAUAUUCACAUGUAAAUAAAUGAGAUAUGUUACACAAGGUUUGUGAAAAUUUAAUUAUCUUUUUUUUUUAUUUUUUUUAUUUUCUUGGGGUGGGUGAGGGGGCAGGGUAACUGAUUAUCAUAAUUUGUGUCUGAAUAUGUCAUGAACUAAGCGUACAGUUAUUGUGAAAACUAUUCCACAGGGUUGUUUAAUGUGCACACUUGCUUUUUAUGCCCUUUGGAUUUAUAUUCUAUAAAAAUACGUUUUGCUAUAAACUAGUGGUUUUAUGGCUUAGCUUUGGUCGUUUAUUAUGUGAUAUAUUCUUCCAUGAAUAUUUUUACACUCCUCUUUAUUUUUAUUUUUUAAAAAUCAGCAAAAACAUGCACAUUUAGAUUAUGAACGCAAGUUCGCACCUAUUAAAGGGAGAAUGACACGAAAAUGCAUACUGUCUCUCUUGAACAGCUGAGGCGAACAUUUUAAAUACGUAGCCAUAAUUUUAGUAUACACCAACAAACUGAAAAAAAUACCACAUUACCCUGCAAUUCAUAUCAAGUUAAAUGUGUAUAUUUUCAGGUAAUAUUUUGUUGUAAAAUUUAGUGUACAACCCGUGGUGUGACUUGUUUUUAAAUCUAUAUGAAAGGUUCUCACUGAAUGUAAAGGUGAUUGAACACCGGAUGUGUUACGUACGUGAGUUCCAGUCCGGGUUGUUUUUGGUGGUUUUUGUUUGUUUGUUUGUUUUUGGUGUUUUAUGGGGUGGGUAGGUAUUUCAUUUGUUUGUUUAUUUAUUGAGCCAAUCAUCAAAUCGGUAUGUUUAUAUCCUGACCGCAAGACGUCAACCAAAGCUCCGGAUCGGAAGUCAGCUAGUGUAUACCCGCCUUUAUUACCACCCGAAUUAAUUUACCUAAAGUUUGGUUUUCAUAAAAUCUGUGAUGCAACGCAGACUGACUCAGAUCGACGCAGACGAAAAAAAACCCCCACCAAAAUAUGGGAAGACAAUCGAAUACGGUCUCGUCGAAUGGGCGACGGAUCGGAUGAAAUUAAAACGUGUUCAACGUCGAAAUUCAGGGAUCACCCUGUCUAUUGCCAACGAAGCCAAUUGCUAAUUGUCAUACAAAGUGAAUAGAACAUUUAAUCUUUGGCUAUUAAAAUAUUCCUUAAAUUAACCACAUUUUAAUAAUUUUCAAGGAACCAAGUUUCGUUCCAGUGUGCGCCCUGCAAAAAAUGUCACCCUGCUCCUAGCCAAAUUAGCCAAUUGCUAAUGUUUAUACACAGUGGCUACAACAUUCAGUACAUUUGUAGUAGUCUAAUAAAAAUGCUGUUUAAAUUAGCCUUUUUUGUCAUUUUAAAGGAAAUGACCCACUUAUCUGAAAAUUGGGCAUAUUAUUUUUUAUCUCCAGUGUGAGCCCUGUGUCUGUCUGUCUGUCUGUCUGUCUGCUUUGUAAAUCAAUAGCAUAACAUCUGCGUUAUACUGCGUCUAUUUGUGUCUGUGGACGAUUUUACGGAAACCAGGCUUUAUUCUGUAACUUAUUUUAUCCUUGACGGGUUUCGUCUCAGGUGUGUUAGUUUAGCCGAUCAUCGAUCAUUCACAAUACAGUGGAGUGUUAAAAUGUUAUUUCAUCUGAUUUACUCCUGACGUGGUUUCUACUCUAGUGUUUAGGGUAGGGUACUUUGUUUGGGAGUCUGUUCGUUUAAGGUUCAAGCACGUCCGCCCUGAUCACGAGUUACUGGUGUUUUAUACACGACUUUUAUCAUAUAUGUAAACCACUUGUCAAUAGCGAUAAUUGGCUGACAAUUUUCUAUUUAUUAAGAAUGUUUAUUUUGUGUUUAAAAUAUCAGUGGAAAUUUGACAUAACCUUGUUUAUUUUAUUAUAUAUCUUAUGUUCUUUUUUAUUAUUUAAAACUGGAUGGGACAGCGAUGUAAAUUACGCUGGUAUUAGUAUCUGUAACUAUAUUCUCUAUAUAAAAAAACCCGAAUAUAUCAUUUGUAACUCUCUUAUGAAUUCGGAGAAUAUCGGGUAUGUUCGGGUAUGGUCGUACGAUCACUCAAACAAGCUGGUGUUUCUGGGGUAUUCAGGUAACAUUUUAUUUUUGUUUUAUUUUGUUUAUAUUGUUUUAUUUGUUGUGUUUUCUUUCUUUUAAAAAAGAAGAGAAAACGCAUAACUUUAAAUGUGAAUACUUGUAGAAGCAAGUCAGUGUUGUUGUUUUUUUUUGGUUUUUUUUUAUUAUUAGUUUUUUUUUUUAAAGAACAGCACAUUCUACACAAAUGUUUUAUUUCGCAUAAUUUCUGAGACAGAUGUGACUGUAUGUUUGAGGCGAGUGUACCAUUACUUGCGUUAUCAUCGUAGUAAUUUAUUUUGAAAUCCUUAUAGUGUAUAAACAUGCUAUGCAGGCCGCUCUUUUAUUUUAUGGCGGUAUCGUUCAUCGAAUUAUUUCGGCUCUUUCCGUCAUAGAUCGGUGUUCUUCGGUAUUUCUUCCGAAAGUGUUCGGUAAAAUAAGAAAGCUAGCAUAAAAAUAAAUAUAAGAAUGUGUUUUUCUAAUGCGUUUCUAACUUUUAACAGAGUACAUAAUAAAUACUGAAUUUUCAAGUUUUAUAAUAAACGUAUUUUAGUCUGUUAUUAAAUAAACUGAGUAAAAGAAAUAAAAUGUGUAUUUGUUUUUGGAAAUUAGGAUGAAUACUGGUAAAUAUCUGACCAGUGCCCAGCAACUGGUGUUGUCGAGAAUAUAUAUUUAAUUAGUCCAUUUAGUAGAACGUACCCAUAUUGCUAUGUAGCACUACAAACCUAUACCGAGACAUCAACAUGUUUAAGAGCUUUUAAAAUAGUUUUCGUGAUAUGAAGUAUCAAGUUUUGAAGCUAUUAACCAAUAAUUAUUUUCAUUAAAUCUUAUUAUUCAAUGCUACUAGCUUUCAUUGCCGUCUUUAUUCAAGAAGUUUUUGUUUUUUAUUUCGUUUUCUUAGACUUAGACGGAAAGAGCCGAUGUUUACCGACUAAUCUAUGUUUGUUUUUUAUGGUUCGUAUGUUUAAUAUGGAGUUAUGUUGUUCAUGUGUGCAUAUGUGCUUCAGUAUUGGUUAUAUAAUUGGCACAUAUUCAUAUUAUUAUUAUUUUCACGUGUAUAUAUAUAUAUAUAUAUAUAUAUAUAUAUAUGACAUGACACCACAAUGUUAACAAAAUUUGA